Molecule: messenger RNA, 1092 nt
Organism: Clonostachys solani
Lineage: Eukaryota; Fungi; Ascomycota; Sordariomycetes; Hypocreales; Bionectriaceae
Source: the annotation of a GenBank genome assembly
AUGCAAAUUCCCGGCGACGAUCUCGCUAGAGCGCUCAAGCUGUUGGCAGAUGUCCCCCUGAUAGAUGGGCAUAACGACUUCCCCUACUUUCUUCGUGGAUGGUACCCGGAUCAAGUGAACACGGUGGAUUGUCAGCACAUGCCCAUUGCUCAUACAGAUCUGGAACGACUGAGCCAAGGUCGGGUUGGUGGAGUAUUUUGGAGCGCCUACGUCCCUUGCCCAGAUGCCAAUGCCAGUAACGAUUUCUCAGUUGAUGUUCAUUACCAGUGUUUGAGAGAAACUCUGCAACAAAUUGAUAUAAUCCAUGGACUUAUCGAGCGAUAUCCCAAGAAUCUUGGUCUUGCAACAACAUCGGCUGAGGUUUGGAAUGCCUUCAGAUCGGGCCGAGUGGCAAGCUUGAUUGGCGUCGAAGGGUUGCACCAAAUCGCCAACAGCCCCGGGAUAAUGAGAAAUUUCCACCGGUUGGGGGACAUCCUGGGCAAGCUUCGACGAGCGAAACUGCUGACCGAGGUGCUGACAGAAUUCUACCGGGCCUUUUCACGAAGGCUUAUCGGCCGAUGGAAUCUCCAUGGUGAAAGAGAUGAACCGAGUCGGAAUGAUCGUGGAUUUGUCCCAUACGUCCAUCGCUACCCAGAAACACGUUUUGGCUAUCUCAAAGGCUCCCGUCAUAUUUUCCCACUCAUCUUGGUAGGGAACCCUGAUCCCUCUUCGGUGACCGAGCAUCCGCGUAAUAGCCCGGAUGAUGUUUUGGACAUGCUGCAGCGUAACGGUGGGGUCUUCAUGAUUACGUUCAUACGAAAGUCUACGGAUUCUAUCAAUCCAUGUCUGGAGAGGGUGGCUGACCACGUCCAACAUGCCGGUGACCGGAUUGGGUAUGACCAUGUCGGGAUCGGGUCCGACUUCGACGGUGUGAUGCAGACAGCCUCGGGUUUGGAUGAUGUUUCGAAGUUUCCCCUUCUGAUUGCUGAACUUUUGAAGCGAGGGGUUUCGGAGCAAUCCAUAAAAAAUAUGAUUGGGCUGAAUGUGUUGCGUGUCAUGGAUGCUGUUGAGCAAGUCUCAACAGCAAUGAAGGAAGCAGGUGAAGAGGUGCUA